Panicum virgatum (switchgrass) is the source of this 1209-nucleotide messenger RNA. RefSeq lists its product as uncharacterized. The transcript has a single exon. The record is from RefSeq and is a predicted model, not a curated record. NCBI's taxonomy places the organism in Eukaryota, Viridiplantae, Streptophyta, Magnoliopsida, Poales, Poaceae. Bases 25 to 987 code for a protein of 320 amino acids.
CACUGCUGCACGCGAGAGAGAGCCAUGGGCACCCUCGUCGGGCACGUCGGGCCGGGCGCCGGCUUCCUCCUCAUCGGCCUGUGGCAGCUGUUCAGCCACACCCGACUCUUCUUGGUGCGACCGGGCUCUUACACGGCGCCGGUCUGGUUCCCUGUGCGGGGCGUCCGGCACCUCGAGCUCAUACUGAUCAUCGUCGGCACGGCGAUCUCCAUCCUUAUGGAGCUGGUCAUCGGCCCGGAGAAGCACCAGCCGUUCGACGACGACGGCACCAUCCCGUCCAAUCACCUCCACAACUUCGAGCACGCGUCCAUCUCGCUGGCGCUGCUCCUCUUCGCCGCGGUCGCCAUCCACCUCGACCGGGCCCGGGCGACCUACCGCGACGCCGUGUCGCUGCUCGCGGCCGCCGCGGCGUUCGCGCAGCAGCUGCUCAUCUUCCACCUCCACUCGGCGGACCACAUGGGCGUCGAGGGCCAGUACCACUGGCUGCUGCAGACCGUGAUCGCCCUCACGCUCGCCACCACGCUGCUCGGGAUCCCCUGCCCGCGGAGCUUCACGGUGAGCCUGGUCCGGUCGGCGAGCCUCGUGUUCCAGGGCGUCUGGUUCAUCGUCAUGGGGAUCAUGCUCUGGACGCCCGCGCUCAUCCCCAAGGGAUGCUUCCUCAACCUCGAGGAAGGCCACGACGUGGUCCGGUGCCGCACGGGCGAGGCGCUCGACCGCGCCAAGUCCCUCGUCAACCUGCAGUUCAGCUGGUACCUCACCGGCACCGUUGUGUUCGUCAUCGUCAUGUUCCUGCAGCUCACCAAGCUCUACCCCGAGGAGCCACGGUACGUUCCGCUGGUGAAGGCAGGCAGCGGCAGUGGCAGCGACAGCGACGCCAGCCGGUUCAGCAUCGGAGACGACCACGACGACGAGGACGAUCUCGAGGCCGAGAAACGCGGCUUCGGGCAGGUGGUCAGCGGCACAAGGUCUAUGGAGAUCGGGAGGUGAAGUUAUAGUAACUGGAUACCCCAAUGUUAACAAGUUCGUGUGAUUACAGUGCACUCCGACGGCUGCGUGUAAAUUGUAGCAGCUGUUGUUUCUUUCUUUCAAUUUUUCUCCUUAUUAGUGAUCUGUGCAGUGGAGGGACAGGGCCCGAAAUUCAGGGUGAAUCUGUGCUUGUCAGACGAUUUGUUUGUUUAAGCGCGUGCUCCAUUGAUUCAUUUGGUUGUC